Messenger RNA from Lycium barbarum (goji berry), 1143 nucleotides. RefSeq names its product serine/threonine-protein kinase BLUS1-like. The record is from RefSeq and is a predicted model, not a curated record. NCBI's taxonomy places the organism in Eukaryota, Viridiplantae, Streptophyta, Magnoliopsida, Solanales, Solanaceae. Bases 1 to 1143 code for a protein of 380 amino acids. The transcript has a single exon. Gene Ontology annotation, biological process: protein phosphorylation. Gene Ontology annotation, molecular function: protein serine/threonine kinase activator activity; ATP binding; protein kinase activity.
AUGCAGAAUCACAGAAAUAAAAUUGGUUCUUCUUCAACUCUACCAAAAGAUUUUUUUGGUUCUUCUAAAAUUAGUCUACCAUUGGGAAUUUCAUUUAGUCUACCAUCGACAUUGAAAUUCGUUUCACCUAUUGAUUCUUAUCCAAAAGUUGGCCAAACCAUCAUUGAUCCAAACACUUAUGAUACUUAUCUUCUCAAAAUGGAAAUUGGUUCUUCUUGUCGUAAUGGACUAUGUCGUGUUUACAAAGCUCUUUAUACUAAACGUAUGGAGAAGACUAGCAUAUUUGUCACUUUGAAGAUACUCAACAAGAACCUACGUGAAUUUUUCGAGCUACAACUUGAAGUUAAUGCAAGUAUUAGGUUUACUCCUUAUAGCAAGUUAAUUGGACUCAUGAGAACUUUUACAACUAAGGAAUAUUUAUGUGUUUCAUUUCCUUAUAUGUCACUAGGACCCCUACGUAACAUUCUCUCUACACGUCCAGAAAAAAAAUUGCCAGUGGACUUCAUUGCUAUUGUACUUAAAGAAGUACUUGUUGGUCUACGUGACGAACUUCAUGUUGAUUCUAAUAAUCCAAAGGUUCAUAAGACUUUAAAUGCUGGAGAUAUCUUUAUUCACAUUGAUCAUGCUACUAAGGAAAGGUUGAUUAAAUUAGCAUUUGAAGCAUCAGUUUAUGAUCCAUUUUAUAAUGUUGGAGAAACUAGUAGUUCGUCGUCUACGUUUUUGGAUGUGAAGAGUAUUUCUAAAUGGGGUGCUGCACCUGAGGUAUAUGUGGGAGAAAAUGCAACACCAAAAUCUGAUAUUUGGUUAUUGGGAAUAACAGCAUUGGAAUUAGCCUAUGGAGAUGAUUUACGUGUGAGAAGUCGUGAGGAGUUGGAAUAUAUAAUCGAAAAGAUAAGGUUUAAAAAAAGAUUGCCAAGAUCACUCGAAAAGUUGCUGAUCAUCAAGAAGAAAGGGAAAAUCAAGAAAGUAGUGUUGAAUUCGUUUAAACGAAAUAAAAGGGUGUUUUCAAAGGAUUUUGAGAAGAUGGUUCUUGCUUGUCUUUGUGAGAAUCCAGAAGAGAGACCAACUGCACAUCAGCUUUCAAAUACUCCAUUUUUCACUACUGAUUUUGAUAGGUUUGAGCAAUUUCUGUUGAAUGGUUAG